Amphibalanus amphitrite is the source of this 937-nucleotide messenger RNA. RefSeq names its product sodium-dependent phosphate transporter 1-B-like. Bases 29 to 937 code for a protein of 302 amino acids. Gene Ontology annotation, biological process: phosphate ion transmembrane transport. Gene Ontology annotation, cellular component: membrane. The transcript is spliced from 6 exons. Gene Ontology annotation, molecular function: phosphate transmembrane transporter activity. Lineage: Eukaryota; Metazoa; Arthropoda; Thecostraca; Balanomorpha; Balanidae. The record is from RefSeq and is a predicted model, not a curated record.
CACUUGCCGCCGACCCGCGCACGCCGCCAUGGCCUCCGCCGUGACACAGGCUGUCAGCGCCGUCACUGAGGCCGUCACCGAGGCCGUCACCGAGGCCGUGACGACCGUGACGUCCGCGCUACCCUCGGUGGCGCCGGACGUCACAUCCGAUGUCGUUCCGUACGACCCGAGCCUCGUCUGGCUGGUGGUGACAUCGUUCCUUGUGGCGUUCACCCUUGCCUUCGGCAUCGGCGCCAACGAUGUGGCCAACGUGUUCGGCACGAGCGUGGGCGCCAAGGCCAUCACGCUGCGGAACGCGUGCAUCAUAGCGACCAUCGGAGAGAUGCUGGGGGCGAUGCUGAUCGGGUACAAAGUGUCGGAAACAAUGAGGAAAGGAAUCCUGGACGUCGGCCUGUACCAGAACAACGAGAAGGAACUGAUGCUGGGCUCACUGGCCGCCCUAGGCGGCUCGGCCAUCUGGAACCUGCUGGCCACGUUCCUGCGUCUGCCCAUCUCGGGCACACACACCAUCGUCGGAGCCACCAUCGGCUUCUCGCUGGUAGCUCGCGGCGCCGACGGCGUCAACUGGCGCACAUUCGGCAAAAUCGUGGCCUCGUGGUUCCUGUCGCCGGUGCUGUCCGGCAUCAUCUCCAUCUGCCUGUUCCUGAUCGUGCGGACGCUGGUGCUCCGCCGACCCGAGCCGGUCGAGCCCGGCCUGCGCUCGCUGCCCUUCUUCUACGGCUUCACCAUCCUGAUCAACGUGUUCAGCGUGGUGCAUGACGGACCCUCGCUGCUGUACCUGGACAAGCUGCCCGUGUGGGCGGUGGUGCUGAUCUCGGUGGCUGCCGGUCUGAUCGUGGCCAUCGGCGUCCAGCUGCUGCUCGUGCCGCGACUCCGGAGACAAAUCAAAGUAACCACCCCACCCAGCAGCCACCCAUUGUCCAACCAAAACUACUAG